Leguminivora glycinivorella is the source of this 811-nucleotide messenger RNA. It is a transcript of the gene Tsen54, whose product is annotated as tRNA-splicing endonuclease subunit Sen54. The record is from RefSeq and is a predicted model, not a curated record. Gene Ontology annotation, cellular component: tRNA-intron endonuclease complex. Bases 109 to 792 code for a protein of 227 amino acids. The transcript is spliced from 4 exons. Gene Ontology annotation, biological process: tRNA-type intron splice site recognition and cleavage. NCBI's taxonomy places the organism in Eukaryota, Metazoa, Arthropoda, Insecta, Lepidoptera, Tortricidae.
CGGUUGUCGGUGUAAUUGCUUUGGUUAUAAAAUGAAUUAUUUUACAAAUAAGUGUAAUAUUGUUAAUAGUUCUCUUUUCUACCUAUAGAUAAGUUUAAUACUGAUGAUAUGGAUAAGUUUAAGAUGUUGUCCGGUGAUGAGCUCGUUAUUCAGGGAGCUAAAAAGGUGAAUAGUUCUUUACCUGAACUAGGCUUGAAGGAUAUAAUCCCAAAUGGUUCCUGGUUGGAACAGAAACAGAUACAGAGCUCCUUGGAAGCUCGUAGACAUAUUGUUGAAGUCGAACGCAUAGAGAAGUGUGGUACUUUAAGUCAAGCAGAUUGGAAUGCCGAGCUGCAGCUAGCCGAGGUGACAAAGAAUGCUGGUGGCCACUGGCAGUAUGUCGGCCACAACAUCGGCAGGCAGUUAUACCUCUACCCAGAGGAAGCACUAUAUUUGAUGGAAGUUAGUUGUCUUCAGUUGAAGUAUAAUGGUGUCACAGUAUCAAUCCAGCAAGCAUAUUCCUUACUUUUGAAGGAUAAUAACUCACUAGUUCAAUAUAAAGUAUAUGCUUCACUAAGUAGACUGGGAUACAAGGUGUUAAGACACUCUUAUGUUAAAGCAAAUGAAAAUGAAAAAACUGAAGACAAAAUGGAAGACUCUUUGAGUAGUGAGAAAAUAUGUGAUAUAACAGACACCAGUAAUGAAAAUAUAGAUAUCAGUGAAGUAACAGACUUCCAAAUGAGAAACAAUUCUGAUGAUGAAAAUGGUGACAGUACUAAAAAGUUAAAACAGAAGGUAGUGCAGGUGAUUUAAAAAGUGUUGUUACAAUUAA